Messenger RNA from Balaenoptera musculus (blue whale), 4595 nucleotides. RefSeq names its product p21 (RAC1) activated kinase 5 (gene PAK5). The record is from RefSeq and is a predicted model, not a curated record. Gene Ontology annotation, molecular function: protein serine/threonine kinase activity; ATP binding. The transcript has 10 exons. NCBI's taxonomy places the organism in Eukaryota, Metazoa, Chordata, Mammalia, Artiodactyla, Balaenopteridae. Gene Ontology annotation, biological process: intracellular signal transduction; cytoskeleton organization; protein phosphorylation. Gene Ontology annotation, cellular component: cytoplasm. Bases 271 to 2430 code for a protein of 719 amino acids.
GUUGCCCGGCGUGCGCCCGGGGAGACCCGGAACAUGGCGCUCCGAGCAUUGUAGCAGCCGAGGAGGAGAAGGGGAUGAGGCACCGCCGCUGCGCUGACAGCCAGCGACCAGAAAUACACUGUGGCGAAAUGCUUCCACCUCUUGCCAAAAUGAACACUGAGGAAAAAUGAAGAACAGUGAAGAACGCCAACGAAAAGUUACAGACCAGAAAUAGCCACACUCCUCUGGAGUCUGAUUCAUCCACAGCCAUCAUAAAAAAGGUUUUCCACCAUGUUUGGAAAGAAAAAGAAAAAGAUUGAAAUAUCUGGCCCAUCCAACUUUGAACACAGGGUUCAUACUGGGUUUGAUCCACAAGAACAGAAGUUUACCGGCCUUCCCCAGCAGUGGCACAGCCUGUUAGCAGACACGGCCAACAGGCCAAAGCCCAUGGUAGACCCUUCGUGCAUCACUCCCAUCCAGCUGGCUCCCAUGAAGACAAUCGUUAGAGGAAACAAACCCUGCAAGGAAACCUCCAUCAAUGGCCUGCUGGAGGAUUUCGACAACAUCUCCGUGACCCGCUCCAACUCCCUAAGGAAGGAAAGCCCACCCACCCCAGACCAGGGAGCCUCCAGCCAUGGUCAAGGUCAUCGGGAAGAAAAUGGAUUCCUCACCUUCUCACAGUAUUCCAGCGAAUCUGAUACCACUGCUGACUAUGCGACGGAAAAGUACAAAGAAAAGAGUCUCUAUGGAGAUGAUUUGGACCCGUUUUAUAAAGGCAGCCACUCGGCCAAGCAAAAUGGGCACGUAAUGAAAAUGCAACAUGGGGAAGCCUACUAUUCUGAGAUGAAGCCUUUGCAAUCCAACAGAGCCAGGUUUCCUGUUGAUUAUCACACACACUUGGACUCACUGAGCAAACCCAGUGAGUACAGUGACCUCAAGUGGGGGUACCAGCGAGCCUCAAGCAGCUCCCCUCUGGAUUAUCCGUUCCAAUUCACGCCUUCUAGAACUGCAGGGACCAGCGGGUGCUCCAAGGAGAGCCUGGCGUACAGCGAAAGUGAGUGGGGACCCAGCCUGGAUGACUAUGACAGGAGGCCAAAGUCAUCAUACCUGAGUCAGACAAGCCCUCAGCCCACCAUGCGGCAGAGGUCACGGUCAGGCUCCGGGCUCCAGGAACCCAUGAUGCCCUUCGGAGCAAGUGCAUUUAAAACCCACCCCCAAGGACACUCCUACAGCUCCUACACCUACCCUCGCUUGUCCGAGCCCACAAUGUGCAUUCCAAAGGUGGAUUAUGAUCGAGCACAGGUGGUCCUCAGCCCUCCACUGUCAGGGUCCGACACCUACCCCAGGGGCCCUGCCAAACUACCUCAAAGUCAAAGCAAAUCAGGCUAUUCCUCAAGCAGCCACCAGUACCCAUCUGGAUACCACACAGCCACCCUGUACCACCACCCCUCCCUGCAGACCAGUUCACAGUACAUCUCCACAGCUUCUUACCUGAGCUCUCUCAGCAUCUCAUCUAGCACCUACCCCCCACCCAGCUGGGGCUCCUCCUCAGACCAGCAGCCCUCCAGGGUGUCCCACGAACAGUUCCGGGCAGCCCUGCAGCUGGUGGUCAGCCCAGGAGACCCCAGAGAAUAUUUGGACAACUUUAUCAAAAUCGGGGAAGGGUCAACCGGCAUUGUGUGCAUCGCCACCGAGAAACACACGGGGAAGCAAGUCGCCGUGAAGAAAAUGGACCUCCGAAAGCAACAGAGACGAGAGCUGCUUUUUAAUGAGGUUGUGAUAAUGCGGGAUUAUCACCAUGACAACGUGGUUGACAUGUACAACAGCUACCUUGUCAAUGAUGAGCUCUGGGUGGUCAUGGAAUUUCUAGAAGGUGGUGCCUUGACAGACAUCGUUACUCAUACCAGAAUGAAUGAAGAACAAAUAGCUACCGUCUGUCUGUCGGUUCUGAGGGCUCUCUCCUACCUGCACAACCAAGGAGUGAUUCACAGGGACAUAAAGAGUGACUCCAUCCUGCUGACAAGUGAUGGCCGGAUAAAGUUGUCUGACUUUGGUUUCUGUGCUCAAGUUUCCAAAGAGGUGCCAAAGAGGAAAUCACUGGUUGGCACACCCUACUGGAUGGCACCUGAGGUGAUUUCUAGGCUGCCUUAUGGGACAGAGGUGGACAUCUGGUCUCUCGGGAUCAUGGUGAUAGAGAUGAUUGAUGGCGAGCCCCCCUACUUCAAUGAGCCUCCCCUCCAGGCCAUGCGGCGGAUCCGGGACAGUUUACCUCCAAGAGUGAAGGACCUGCACAAGGUUUCUUCAGUGCUCCGGGGAUUCCUAGACCUGAUGUUGGUGAGGGAACCCUCUCAAAGAGCCACAGCCCAGGAACUCCUCGGACAUCCAUUCUUGAAAUUGGCAGGUCCGCCAUCUUGCAUUGUUCCCCUCAUGAGACAAUACAGGCAUCACUGAGCAGAGGAUUCAUAGAGGUGACAAAGCUAGAUGAGGACCUGAGAAUAAUUCAGGCGAACACAAGGAAACCAGAUAACGUGUAACAGACCUGUAUAUUCCAGACCAGCUGAUUGAUGGGACGGUGUGAUGACCGGCAGGGUUUGGCAGACCAGGGCAUCUUCUUGUGUCUUAAACAGGCAUCUCUCCACUAACAGCUGGUGUGGUCAUUUGGAACACGGCUUUAAUAAGUCAUUAUUAUAUUUUUCAGCCUUUCAUCCAGCAAAUCAGAAUGACUCAGUACAAACUCCGUUAUGAUAUAUCCUAGCCACAUGCAGGGUAACGCACAGGAUUUUCUAUAUUGAAAGAAUACUUUUCUGGCAAAAAAAAGAAAGGAUAACAAAAAGCACUUUUUUCUUAAUGGUAGCAGUGUAAUGUAUUUUGCAAUGAAUUUGUAAUUUUUCUGUACAAUAGUUUUGAUAAUUUAUAGUACUUUGAUGUCACGUAGCCAUUGUAUCAGUUGAAGUAAUACCUGUUUACUAGCAAGAGUUUGAACAAAGUCUUUCCUACUUUUUUAUCCCUUUCAGAGAACCAACAAUUCUUUAGGAACUUUGAAUACUGAAUGACUCUCAGUCACCGUCAGCUUUAGUAGAAUAUCUUUCUUAUCUUAACAAGUGUCUUAUGUGAUGGAAGAAGACUUAAGAGUGAUGGUGAUGGGGGUGCACAUUCCAUUUAUCCAGCCAAAAAUAAUACAGUACAAUAAAAUGUGAGCCACAGUAUACCACCAAAAGUACUCCUUGGGAGAAAGCUAAAUAUUCUGAAAAAUCACAUUUUCCUUCAAGCCUAUUAGUAGCAAACCAUCUUUUGCACAGUAGGAUGUUUUCCCUAGUACCCUCUCUUAAAGGGGUACGAUGUCCCCUUGGGGCCAAAUUUCCCCUCCAAGGAACAAUUUUAGUGCUAGGAUCAUGUGAUGUACUUGUAGGAGGCUGUGAGCUCCACGUCCUACUCCUCCGCCAUCUUGAUCCGACAACUCAGUGCUAGGAUCAUUUGGACUCCGUUCCCCAAACUGAAUGUUUCAAGAAGGCUGUGAGAAUUCCAGUCUCACAAAGGGAAAAAAGAAAUAAGAGGGCAAGAUGUUUGGUUUUGUUCGUCACUGUUUUUAAAACUCUGUGUGCUAGCACACCAAACUCUUGUCUGUAAUUUAUUACCUUCGUCGCUAUUGUUUCUGUAUCAUACUGGAAGUCUGGAUUCUAGAGAAUGAAUUAGGAAGCGGGGAUUUUCCCGGGUGUGACCCGAAUUCAGUUGUGACCAUGUUCUGUGUUUCCGACAUAGGAGAGUUGUGCUGCUGACUAGAUCUUCUUGAAUGUUGAUAAACACGAAUGACUACUACAAUACAUUUUGUGUUGCUUGUUGGAUGAAUUUGCAUGUUAACUGUAGGCCAAUAUAGAUUUGCCUUUAAAACUCUGGAAAAGCUACAUAGUCAUCAUUAGUUUCUAUUACUUCUGCAUCCAACGAAAGCCAUUUUUUACCAAACUGGAAAACCAGAGGCUUUUCUUAAUUUCACAUACUGUAACAAAUAUGAAUUUAAAAUUGUGAAAAUGCUCUGGUUGCUCUAAGCCUAAUUAAGAAUGUUUGUAAUUAAUAGGUUCCUAAUUAUUUAUUAAGGUUAAAAAGGAAAAUAAAGGCAUAAAAUGACCUUCUACUGAUUAGAUUUUCAGUUUUUCCCUAAACUGGAAAUGCCUCAUUAUAAAUAGGAUCUAUAAUUUUGAUUCAUAAAACACAACAAAUCAAUGUUUUAUGUAAAAUAUUAAAAUAUUAAUAUAAGUAUGUAUGAAUGAAAAUAAUCUAAAUCCAGAAAAUGACAGUCCUAAAAGUUCAUGGAACAGAUUGUAUUCAUUUAACCAGGACUAUGUAGAAAUAGAAAGGAAAGAAAAAAAAAUCUUUUCUUAACCAGAGAAAAUAUUAAAAACCAUUGCAGAAAAUAGUGGAUUUUGGAUUCCAAACAUUUUUGACAGUGUAAUAGAAAUUUUUCUGUAAUUUUCUUAUCACUGCCUCUUUUUUAAAGUCUUCAUUGAAUUUACCAAAAGUUACUGUAGCUUAAAAGGUUGUGUGAGCACUAACUAUUGGCAGAAACUGCACUUGCAAAUAAAAAUAAAUGUUUGCCUUUUUCCCCAUCGUGUUAUCGGAAA